Messenger RNA from Chlamydomonas reinhardtii, 2868 nucleotides. RefSeq lists its product as uncharacterized. Gene Ontology annotation, molecular function: calcium-dependent protein serine/threonine kinase activity; ATP binding; calcium/calmodulin-dependent protein kinase activity. The record is from RefSeq and is a predicted model, not a curated record. Gene Ontology annotation, cellular component: cytoplasm; nucleus. The transcript has 7 exons. Gene Ontology annotation, biological process: intracellular signal transduction; protein autophosphorylation; peptidyl-serine phosphorylation. Bases 342 to 2540 code for a protein of 732 amino acids. NCBI's taxonomy places the organism in Eukaryota, Viridiplantae, Chlorophyta, Chlorophyceae, Chlamydomonadales, Chlamydomonadaceae.
CAUAACCCCAGACUGACAUUUGCUUGAGGUCAAGGGCCCUUCUUUUUUGCAUCGUGAAAGUCAUACACGAACAAAUUAUUGCAUUGUUAUACGUAAGCGGUCACGGAAUCUGAACACCACCCAAAGCCGAAAUCAACCUCCAACUCGGUAAAACCCUCGCACAUAACCAGCAACAAUAUUUCGCUCAGUACGCGCGAGUCUUAACCAGCAGAGCUAUCGCUGCCCUUUGACCGUCUCCAGUAGCAACUCCACAGACUUCGCACACGCUCCUGCCUCGGCCGUCGAUGCCCAUGUUUUUCCGUCGCGAACCCUGACCGACGCCACCCCUACAUCGCUCAGCGAUGGGCAACGCACAGGGCCGGUCCGCGGCCGGCCCGGUCAGUCCUGUGGAGGCCGCUUAUGCGUCGGCCCAGGAGAUGCUGGCGCGCAACCGGGGGGUGCUGUUCGAGGACCGCUACACGGCCGUGCGCCUGCUGGGUCGGGGCUCGUACGCCGAGGUUGUGGAGUGCGUGCCAAAGCCACCUGCACAGGCGCCGUCCACGUCACCAGGGCUAGCAGCAGCACUAGCAGCAGCAGCCGGUGGCGGCGGCGGCCCGGCGCAGCAGCUCCCGCCACAGCAGUCGCCUCAGCGCUAUGCUGCUAAGAUCAUCGACCGCGGCAGCGUCAAGCGCGAGGACGUGGAGCGGGAGCUGGCGGUGUUGCUGCUGCUGGCCGACCACCCCGCCUGCCUGGCGCUGCACCAGGUGUUUGAGGAGCCGCCGGGGGCGGGCGGCACGCGGGGGCCCGGCCGCUGGGUGCUGGUCACGGAGCUGUGCGCGGGCGGGCGGCUGUUUGACAGGCUGGAGGCGGAGGGUGCGUUCCCCGAGGCCCGCGCCGCCGGCGUGCUGCGCUCGCUGCUGCGCUUCCUGGCCUACGCGCACGAGGAGGCGGGCGGCGGCGAGCUGGUGGACCCCGUGGCCUGGGGGGCCGCUGCAGGGGGCGCUGCAGGGGUGGCCUGGGGGGCAGGGGGCGCUGCAGGGGCCGCUGCAGGGGGCACAGUGGGCGCAGGAGGAGGAGGAGGAGGCAAGCCCGGUGCCGCGGCACGGCUGGUGUGGACGGGCGGCUGCGGUGGCGGGCAGGAGAGGGCAGCGGCUGCGACAGCAGUCGCGGCAGCGGGUAGGCAGAGCGGCGGCGGCGGCGGCGGAGGCUCUGCGGCAGGGCCCGCCACCAGGUACGGGCCAGUGGCGGCUGGGCUAGCGGCAGUCACACAUGGAGCGGGCCAGGUCAGCGACAGUAGCGGCGUGGGCUCCAGCAACAGCGACAGCAUCCGGGCGGCUUCAGUCCCAGCUCCUGGCCUGAGCCCGCAGUCACCACCAGCCCCACCACCACCAGCCCAGCCGCCGGCCCAGCUGCCCCUGCCACCGCCUCUGCCCUCUCCCCCGCUGCUGCUGCCCCUGGGGGUGGUGCACCGCGACCUAAAGCUGGAGAACCUGCUGCUGAGCGCGGAACGGGAGGAGAUGGCCAUGAUCAAGGUCAUUGACAUGGGCUGUAGCACCUUCCUCCCCUUCUACGACCGCGCGGCGUCACCAGCGGCAGUAGCAGCUCACCAAGUGGCAUCUGGGGAGGAGCCAGCAGCAGUAGCAGCAGUGGCAGCAGCAGCGGCAGCGACAGCGGCAGCGACAGCGACAGCGGCAGUAGCAGGUGGGGAUGAGGGGGAAGCGCCUCGGCAGCAGCAUAGCGCUCAGUCAGGGUCGGCGAGCUCACUGAAAGCGGUCAUGGGCUCGAACGCGGAGGCGGCUGUGGAGGCAGCGGCAGCUGCUGCUGUUGCGGCGGUGUCAGUGACCAAGGCGCAGGCGGCGUCAAGUGGCGGUGGGCAGCACACGGAGGCGCGAAGCGCGCCCGCGCAACCACCCAAACACCACCAACACCAACAACAGCACCCACACCAACACGAGCACCACCAGCACCAGCACCAGCAGCCCCAGCAGGCCCCCCACGGAGGGCCGCGGCGGCCGCUGCUCACCGACAGGCUGGGCAGCCCGCACUACAUAGCGCCCGAGGUCCUGUCCGGCUGCGGCUACGACCACGCCGCGGACGUGUGGAGCGCAGGGGUGGUCGCAUUCGCGCUGUUGAGCGGCCGCAUGCCCUUCGGGGCGGGCAGGGGCGGAGGCGGAGGCGGAGGCGGAGGAGAGGAGGCGGUGCUGCGCCGCGUGCGGGAAGGCACCAUUGACCUGUCCGGCCCCGCCUGGGCCCGUGUGAGCCCCGCCGCCCGGCGGGUGGUGGCCGCCAUGCUGACGCGCGACCCCGCCCAGCGGCCCAGUGCGCGGCAGCUGCUGCGUCAGCACGACUGGUUCUACGAGGCCGCUGCUGCGGCGGGGGUUAAAGAGGAGGAGGGGACGGAGGCGGGAGCGGAGGAGGGGGCGGAGGAGCGGACGGAGCUGAGGGCGGAGGCGGGGGCGGAGGAGGAGGCGACGAAGGGGACGGAGGAGGAGGCGACGAAGGGGACGGCAGCGCAGGUGGAGGGGCAAGCGGGGUUAGAGGGUGGGGAGUGUGGUGGUUAGCCUGUGCGUAGGGCUGGGAGGCGGACGGACCGAGUGGUGAAGGCCCUGUAUAUGAGUAUGAGACACACACAACCGGAGUGUGAGGACGCGCCGCGGGUUGGCAUGGGGGGUCGCGCGCCCUAUGGACCGAGUGAGUAGAGCAAACGGUUUGCUGGCUUGAAGUAAUGACUUGUGCAGACAAGAGAGGACAGGAGGCAGGUAGUGAAGCCGUGGUAAAAGAGGAAGUUGGCCGGCUGCUGACAGUGGAGAUUGGUAUGGUGGGCGCAGCUCGGCAGCUGGGCUAGGGGGGGGGGGUUACAAUCGUGAUUGUUUCAGAAGUGACGACGUA